UCCUUUUAUUGAUUUUGUUCCAGAACUGACUGGGUCUUACUUGCCAAAGGUGGUGCUGCUGGAGUAUCCAACAAAGGAGUAAAACUGUUCCUGCAGCAGAAUAAUGAUGGUAGAUCUGAAGGUGGCUGACUAUUUGAACCCUCGAAUUAGGGUUCUGUGGGAGAGCAAGGGGCCUGUGAUAGAGAGUUCCAGUCACAAUAAGAAAUAUACCGCACAAACGGACAGUCUCAAUCCUGAAAGCUCUCGCCAGCACUUCCGGAAUUUCUGCUAUCACGAAGCAGCAGGACCCCGUGAAAUUGUUGGACAACUUCAGGAAUUAUGUCGUCAGUGGCUGAGGCCAGAGCUCCACUCAAAAGAGCAGAUCUUGGAACUGCUUGUGCUAGAACAGUUUGUGACCAUUCUACCCAGGGACACCCAGAGCCGGAUAAGGAAGGACCGUCUACAGAGCAUUGAGGAGGCUGUAGUCCUGGUAGAACACUUGGAGAGGGAAUCUGGUCACACGAGGAAUGGGGUUGCAGUCCAAGAGCUGGGAAAGGAGGCAGUGAUCUUGGGAGAAACAGCAGAAUCCCAGCCAGUGGGAAUGGCCCAGGAUGAAGAAUUCUGGAAUACAUACCAGGGUCUGCAAGAACAGCUGAGCAGGAAUAUUCAUAAAGAAACUGAGCCUGUAUGUGAGAGGGCUGUGCCUGCUCACCAGAUCGUAGCAUUUCCUGUGCAGACAAACACUAAAGACUGGACAGUGGCACCCGAGCUCAUCUUGCCUGAGUCCCAGAGCUUGUUGACAUUUGAAGAAGUGGCCAUGUAUUUUUCCCAGGAAGAAUGGGAGUUACUGGAUCCCACUCAGAAGGCUCUCUACAAUGAUGUAAUGCGGGAAAACUAUGAGACUGUCAUCUCUCUAGCAUUAUUUGUGCUCCCCAAACCUAAAGUGAUCUCCUAUCUAGAGCAAGGGGAAGAGCCAUGGAUUCAAGGGCCCUUGGAGUUCAAGAACAGCCCUGGAGGGCUGCCUACAGGGUUAAAGGUCAAAACUGACACUGAAAACCAUCAGCCUGUGUGUCUUUCUGACUUAGAAAUACAAGCACCAGGAGACAUAGUAUCAAAAAAGACCCGAGUGAAAGUUCCCCAGAAAACAACAGGCAAAGAAAAUCAUGGUGAUACACACAGGAUGGGGAAGUGGCACCGAGAUUUUCCCGUGAAGAAAAGAAAGAAACUUUCAACCUGGAAACAAGAGCUGCUAAAACUUAUGGAUCUUCACAAGAAAGCUCGUGCUGGAGAGAAGCCAUUUAAAUGCCAGGAAUGUGGGAAAAGCUUCAAAGUUAGCUCUGACCUUAUUAAGCACCAAAGAAUUCACACUGAAGAGAAACCAUAUAAAUGUCAACAGUGUGAUAAGAGGUUUAGAUGGAGUUCAGAUCUUAAUAAGCACUUAACAACGCACCAAGGAAUAAAACCAUACAAAUGUUCCUGGUGUGGGAAAAGCUUCAGUCAAAAUACAAAUCUACAUACGCACCAAAGAACUCACACUGGAGAGAAGCCCUUUACGUGUCAGGAAUGUGGGAAAAAAUUCAGUCAGAACUCCCACCUUAUUAAACAUCGGAGAACCCACACAGGUGAGCAGCCAUAUACUUGUAGCGUAUGCAGGAGAAACUUCAGCAGGAGGUCAAGUCUUCUUAGACACCAGAAACUCCACCGCUGAAUGGAAGUUUAUCCAGUGUCCUCAUUCUGAAGAAAUUUACAAAGUAGAGGUUGACCCUGAGAUUUAUGAAAAAAUACAAAAUUAUGAAGUAUAAAUAACUCUUCAUCAGAGGAAAAUUUGUUGAUACAAACAUUUCACAGAAAGGAAUCAAGGUUGACUCUGCAGGGAUCUUUGUAAGUAGUUUUGUACUACUUACAUUUUUACACGUAACUUUUGGGGAAUUCCUUAGCAAGAAAGGUGCUGAAAGAACAUUCUCAGUAAGGGAAACAUUUUUGCAACUCUACCUGGCAAAAUAGCAAAUUCAGCUUUAAAUGGAAGAUGCGUACAUGAAUCAGUCUUUUAUGAUCACAGAGGGUAAAUACUGUUGGCUUUGCAUUGAAUUCCCAGCCACUUUUAAACACAUUGAUAGAAACAUUUGUAGCCUGGUCUUCCAAAAGAAAAAGCAAUAACCUGCAUGUUUAAUUGGAUACCAUUGCCUUCAGGAUAGUAGGCUUACCAAUUUCAAGAGCCCUAUGACACAAAAAUGAGCUCUGUUGUCAAAUUUUCCAAGAACCAAAUUGGAUUUUCUUCCUUUCCCUUGUCAUUGGACACUGUUCCCACCGUUUGGACAUCAUUUGAGUUCAUUCUUGAACAUUUUAGCAACUUUAGCUCUUGAAUCCUUUUAGCACCAUUUUUACUGUGAUGAAAUGCUAUUUACUUCACCACUAGGGAAUCUGCCAGAUAAAGUAAAAAUGCACUAUCUUAUACCUCAUUGGUGGUGUUUGAAAAAGAUAAACAUCUCUAAUGAGAUCAUAUGAAAACGGGUUGGAAUGUUUAGCCAUGGAUUAUGUAUUACAUGUAAAGAAUUUUUUGCAAUAAAAGAAACUAGUCCUUAUAAUCUCAGUAUGAUAAAACAUAAAAGAUAGCACUUUCUUGAGG
Messenger RNA from Neomonachus schauinslandi (Hawaiian monk seal), 2605 nucleotides. It is a transcript of the gene ZNF75A, whose product is annotated as zinc finger protein 75a. Gene Ontology annotation, molecular function: RNA polymerase II cis-regulatory region sequence-specific DNA binding; DNA-binding transcription repressor activity, RNA polymerase II-specific. The transcript has 6 exons. Lineage: Eukaryota; Metazoa; Chordata; Mammalia; Carnivora; Phocidae. The record is from RefSeq and is a predicted model, not a curated record. Gene Ontology annotation, biological process: negative regulation of transcription by RNA polymerase II. The coding region runs from base 104 to 1687 and encodes 527 amino acids.